AUGAAGAAGAUGAAAGUGUUGGCUUUUGUUAUGCUCAUCUCUCUUCUUCUGCUUUCUCAGGUACUUGCAGAGCUAUCUUCAUACAGCAAUGCUGAAACUUCCUCUGUUUCUCAGAUUCAGACGAACGACGAGAUCGAAACGGCUGCGUUUAAGAAAACACACCACCGUCCAAAAUUCAAUUGUGGGCAUGCUUGCGCGAGGAGAUGCAAAGAGACGUCAAGGAAGAAAGUGUGUCACAGAGCUUGUGGAAGUUGCUGUGCCAAGUGCCAGUGUGUGCCACCGGGAACCUCCGGCCACACAGCGUCAUGCCGUUGCUACGCCACUCUCCGUACUCAUGGCAAUAAGCUCAAGUGUCCUUAA
This is a messenger RNA of Microthlaspi erraticum, 360 nucleotides long. NCBI's taxonomy places the organism in Eukaryota, Viridiplantae, Streptophyta, Magnoliopsida, Brassicales, Brassicaceae. The record is from the annotation of a GenBank genome assembly.